Messenger RNA from Ascochyta rabiei, 4803 nucleotides. RefSeq lists its product as uncharacterized. The record is from RefSeq and is a predicted model, not a curated record. Bases 1 to 4803 code for a protein of 1600 amino acids. The transcript has 4 exons. Lineage: Eukaryota; Fungi; Ascomycota; Dothideomycetes; Pleosporales; Didymellaceae.
AUGGCUGGAGGACGACGCAACCUCCGCUCAACCACUAGCGACGUGGAGGAGUUGCCCCCUCGCGACGACCUCGGUCAGGAGCCGGAUGCGCAACGCCGCGACGACGCGCCCAGGGUAUCGCCGGCACCCAUGGAGCCACCGCUCAACCCUCACAUCAGGGGCGGGUCAGCCACCACGGCGGCAGGCAUCGCGACGCCAGACGUCCCAACGCCACGCGUCACACAAAUGGAGUUGCUACAGGCUUCCAUCCCGUUGUUGCUGGAGGCACUCAACGAGGCAGAAUUGUCCGGCGCCCCCGAACGAGAAAUCGAAAUCCGGCAGCGGCAAUUCAACCGGGCAGUGGAGACCCUGCAGCGGACGCACGUCGGACCCACGCCGGGUAGCCACCGCCCAGCGUUCGACGAGGCAGGCAAGAUAAUGCGAGUCCUCAACAACGUCCAACCUAAGCCAAAACUUGGGACGGAUAACAAGCCUCCAUCGACCCAGCAGGUGGACCAGUGGAUUAAGGACAUAGACACGGCGUUCCAGUACGCUCAAGUAGUCGAAGACUCCGGAUCAAUCCGAACCUGGGCCGACCUCCGCGCAGAGGAGGAGCAGCUUGUACAAGACCCAGUCUUCACUCAGUACAAGAACUACGAUAAGUACUUUAACUAUAAGUGGAAGGCCGACAAUUCCGUCAACACCUUCCUAAUGAAGUUGAACAAGCGGGAGUCUCUACUGCCCCGCAACUUCGCUAAGUUUGACGACGGCACAGAUGACCAUAAGUUCAAGAUAGCGUUUGUAUGGAGCCUUACUCCCCACGAACUCCAACGUGAGAUCCAGCGCAAUGGCAGCCUGGAACACAUUACUGAGUGGAUAGAGUUUGAACGGGCCCUCCGUAACGCAGAGACCGCAACAUGGAAGCAACCAGGGAAAUGGGAAGCCCUAGUCGCCAACCUUUCCCACCUACGACUGGGGCCGGAAACCAAAGGGAAGCAGACCCGCAUAGCGGUCACUGUCCAGCUGAUUGACUCCGAGGGCAACCCUAAAACUCUCCGGGCCCUGUACGACUCAGGCUCGGAACUGAACCUCAUCGCCGCACAGGUAGCCAUAGACCUAGGACUCAACCCGGCGGGGACUGACCAGCGACCGAACGCGGUGGUCCUAGACGAUACAAAGCUGUCGUUGAUUGAGCAGUACCAGUUGACGAUGGUCUGCCACGACAGCAAGGGAACACCCAAAACGGUUGGGCCAACCAAAUUCUGGUCCACACCAUUCGUCGGGUACGACCUAGUAUUGGGGUAUCCAUGGCUGGCCGAGGCAGACCCAUGUAUCCGUUUCUCCACAGGAACCUACGAGUGGUUCACUGACGACGUCGAGAGAGUCCAGCUGGUGACCGCCGAACAAUUGUUCAGUGAUCUGGAGCCAGGCGAGCAGCCAUACCUGCUACAGCCCGAGAGUCUGGGCAUGGGUGGUCCAGCGGACGUCCAUCGGACGGACGCCGGACAGACGCCGGACGCGCCCCUCGCCGAAUGGUCAAGGAUCAUGGCAGUGGGAAUCGACGGCGGCCCCAUCCCAGAAGAUGACGCCCCAGAUAUGGAGGAGCUCAAGUAUGUGCCAGAGCACCUCCAUCACAAGUGGUUUGCCUUCAGCAAACGGCAGACGAGUGUGUUGGCACCACACCGGGAGUAUGAUCACUCCAUAGAUAUCGAGGCUGGUGCCAAGGUUCCCAACCUCCCGAUCUAUAACCUGUCCCGCCGAGAGCUGGAUAUACUCCGGGAAUACCUCGAGGCGGCACAGGAGAAGGGCUGGAUCCGCCCAAGCAAGUCGCCGGCGGGAGCCCCCAUCCUGUUCGUCCCCAAACCUGAUGGUACUAUGAGACUGUGCGUCGAUUACCGGGGAUUGAACAAGAUAACCAUCAAGAACCGGUAUCCUAUCCCACUGGUGAGCGAAAUGAUGGAUCGACUGUCGAAAGCGAAGGUCUUCACUAAGCUGGAUCUACGUGACGCCUAUCACAGGCUCCGGAUCAAGGAGGGCGAUGAGUGGAAGACCGCGUUCAAGACGCGAUACGGUCAUUUCGAAUACCUGGUCAUGCCGUUCGGGCUGGCUAACGCACCAGCCACGUUCCAAUCCUAUAUCCACCGAGCCCUGGGAGGCUUACUGGAUAGGAUCUGCGUGGUGUACCUGGACAACAUCCUUAUCUAUUCCCAGAACGAGGAGGACCACGACAAGCACGUCGAGGAGGUCCUAGAUCGUCUGGUUGAGUGGGGGAUGUUCGCGAAGGCAAGCAAAUGCGUCUUCUCCAGUAAAUCAGUGGAGUUUCUGGGAUUCGUCAUCACCCCAGACGGUGUGGUAAUGGACCCUGAGAGGGUCCGUACCAUCACCGAAUGGCCCGAACCAUCCAGUUAUAAGGAUAUUCAAGUGUUCUUGGGCUUCGCCAACUUUUAUCGGCGAUUUAUAUUCAACUAUUCAGGAAUUGUCCGGCCGCUCAUCGACCAUAUGACGGCCGCCCAGCGCCCGGAGGAGGACCGGGGGGUCCCCGGUCAAGAAGAGGGGGGGGCGAAACCGAAGAAGAGUUGGAAGGGACCAACAAAAUGGUAUAAACCAUGGCACUGGCCAGAGGAAGCUCGCACGGCGUUCCUCACGAUCAGGGAGAAGUUCACAGGGGCCCCAGUGCUUCAGCACUUUGACCCGAACAAGCCUAUCAUCGUCCUUACCGACGCGUCAGAUUUCGCCAUGGCAGCCAUCCUGUUGCAACCCCAAACGUCCGACCUGGCCACAGAGCUUCACUGGAAGCCUGUGGCGUAUUGGAGCCGGAAGUUCACGGGCCCAUCCAUCAGAUGGCACACCCACGAUAAAGAACUGUCCGCGAUCGUCGAAGCCUUUAGGCAAUGGAGACACUAUCUCGAACACGCCCCGGCGACGAUCAGAGUACUCUCAGAUCACAACAACCUGAGGUACUUUAUGACAACGAAGGAGCUCUCUCCUAAACAAGCCCAAUGGGCGGAGGAGCUGGCAAGAUUCGACUUUGAAGUCGAAUACAAGCCGGGACCUGAAAACGCGGCGGACGGCCCAUCGAGGCGUCCAGAUUACGCACAAGGUCUCAAGGUUGGAGAACAGCAGGCCCUGCGGGACGCCAUGCUACCCACCUUACAACAGAAGCUUCGGAUCUGGACAAUUCGCGAGUCCAGGGCUCAACACGAUGCACAGGCAACAUCUGGGCUUGACGUGCCCGUGGCAGACCCAGCAGGGGUCCGGCAACCACCCGAAGUCGUCCCUGAGGAAUUCCACCGGCAUCAGGUCGGCCAUAGAGAUUCGUCUCCCACGGAUCCCGAUCCUCCAUCCAUUGACCAAAGUCAGGAUCGGCCCGUUACCGAAGCCAGGGGACCGAACUUUGACGUCGCAGAAGCUCUCCUUCGUAGCCUAGACGGCAGAGUCGGUGCCCCUACAAACCUUGCGAACGAAGCCGCGCAAGGAGAUUCCGCUUUUGCCCUGGAUACACCAGCAAUCCUAGCGGAUUUCGUCAAGCAGGUCCAGCAACGGGACGUACUAUACCCCGGAAAGCUGUCGCUGACGACCGGGACGGAUGGCGGAGCGAAGAAGGCACAACACCACUGGGAGGUUGACCCCAGUGGGACCUUACGCAGGAGUGGGAAAGUUUGGAUUCCCGAUGAUAUUACUCUGCGCCACACUAUCCUAUCAAGGAAUCACGAUGACCCUAUGGGAGGUCACUACGGCGUAGAUAAGACCGCCGAAGUACUUAAGAAGAAGUACCAUUGGCCAGGGCUGAUGAAGGACGUACAUCACUACAUCCGAAGGUGUCCCGCGUGCCAACUCCACAAAAUCAGGAGGCACAAGCCGUGGGGCUUACUCACACCACUUCCAGUCCCUGAUACUGCCUGGCGGCACUUCUCCCUUGACUUUGUGACAGACCUACCGAAGUCAAUGGACGCUAAGGGGAACGAGUACGACGCUAUACUGGUCCUUGUGGACCGGUUUAACCUCCUGCCAUAUGCCGAGUACGCCUACAACUCCAAAGCUCACUCCGCACAUGGAGAAUCUCCCAUCAAGGUCGCCUUUGGCACUGACCCUAAGGGAUUUGACGGGAUGCCCGAUGAGCACUGGCUCCGAAAGCCCCCAGCUGUCUGGGACAAAGACGGAACCACGCCGGAGCUGCGUAGGCAGGUCGCCGGACGCUUAGAGCGCUGGCACGACAUGUGGAGAACAGCAAAAGAGGCCUUAGAGUACACACAAAAGGGCAACGCCCGGUGGUACAAUACGAAGAGGUCAGAACAACACUUCGCCGAGGGGGACUCAGUCCUCCUGCGGGCCAAGAACCUGAUGACGAGCCGUCCUUCAAAGAAGUUUGACGCUCGCUACCUUGGACCAUUCGUGGUACUCAGGAAGAUAGGAAAGCUGGCGUACAGGCUGAAGCUCCCCCCAUCGAUGGACAGAGUGCACCCGGUGUUCAAUGUAUCAUUACUUGAGCGCUGGAGGGAACCCCUGGAGAACAGCGGGUUUCAGCCAGGUCCUAUCAGUAUACCGGAAGACAUUCUGCCUGGCGACAGGUAUGAGGUCGAAGGUAUACUGUCACACCGAGACACUGUAGCCCAAGGAAGGGAGUACAGAGUCAAGUGGCUGGGUUGGCCCAACGAAGAGGCAACCUGGGAACCACUUGACCAUCUCGACCACUGCGAUGAGAUCCUUCAGGAUUAUCACCAAAGCGUUCGCGCGGGUGAUCCAUCGGCGGGUGACCGGGCAGUGCCCGGGGAACCAACGCUACCAAAGCGUAAGAGAGGACGUCCUAAGAAGUCCGCCUCCUAA